GGGAACCUGUGCCGGGCCCAACAGGCCCCCAGAUCUGUGGGAACUGUUCGGCCCGCGAGCUUCCCACGAUACGCUCCGGCUGCUGUGCUGCAGGGUUCACUCGUGCGUUUCCUCCCCUUCCGUCUCCCCUGCCCGACACCCCUCUCUGCCCGCCACCAGUCCCCUAGCACUGGCAUGGAAGGGGCAGCGGGUGGGACAGUUGGUGGGGGGAAGCGAUCGAGAGUAUAAGUAGCCACUCGGUCCCCACCAGCCACUCAGAAUCGACGUGAACACGGUAGCGUGCUCUGGUCUCGGCACUCCGAGAACGCACACGUCAUAUAUACAUAUAUAUACAUAUAUAUUAUCUUGCAACGCAUAUUCAACGCGUCUUUGAGUUAUCAUCAUCAUCAUCAUCAUCAUAUAAUCGUUAUUAGAUAUCAUUCUGAACAUUGGAACAUUUCUCGAAUACGUUCCUUCCACGGGCUUUGUUUGUGACAAGUGGAAAGUGAGGAGAAUUGACUGAUAAACGAUGGCACCGCAUACCAGCUACACGCCUGUCAGUGGUAUGGAGUACGAGGAGCCGGUAUCGAGGACUUACCAGUACAGAAAGGUGAUGAAGCCGAUGCUGGAAAGGAAGAGGCGGGCCAGGAUCAAUCGUUGCCUGGACGAGCUGAAGGAUCUGAUGGUGACCGCGCUCCAGGCCGAGGGGGAGAACGUGGCCAAGUUGGAGAAGGCUGACAUUCUCGAGCUCACUGUCCGCCACCUUCACACGCUCAGGGCUGCAAGAAGGCUCACCCUGACGCCGGAGAACAGCUACGCGGACAGAUUCAGGGAAGGGUUCACCCAGUGCGCGCAGGAAGUGUCCUCGUUCCUGUCCACCCCUGUCGCGGCCGCCGUGCACCCUGCUGCCGGUGCGCAAUUGAUGAGACACCUCGGUGGUUGCCUUCGAAGACUCGAAGGAACUUCUUCCUCGAGCCUUGGAGCCUCCACCACCACCACGACCACAACCACCUCCAGCGUAGCAUCAACCACUGUGAACACUGUCGGCAAAGCGACGCCAGCCGUCAGCCCAACCACCAACGUGACGAUCAACGUGCCACAGAACGUUUACACGCCCCCGCAAAGUCCUGUCAGUGUGGCAAGCUCGUCCGGGGAGUCCAUGGAAUCGUCGAACGCUGUUUGGAGGCCUUGGUGAUGGGCUGAAUGGGAUGAAGUUCGAUAAUUUUUGAAGACUUUGACAAGCAACCAUUCUGAACUUCCGUUCUCCUCCCCUGGUGGAGAAGUUUCGCUGUGCGUGGCAGGAGCGAAAAAAACGACGAAUCAUUUGUCUUCCAUACGUUGAAAAUUGUUGAACCUCGUUCGAGGUGUUCGAUCGAUAAUUGUAGAUUGAUAUAAUCGUUUUUUGUUAAGUAAUUAAUCGUAAUUGGGACCACUGUUUUUCGAGAUGCUAUAUUUCUCUUUCGCUCUCUCUCUCUCUUUCUCCGUUUUUCCUUCUUUCAUUGUACUGUAAAUAGGUGAUGAAGCUUUAAGUGAUACGUCUGUGAUAGGGCUUGAUUUUUGUACCUGAGAUAAACUAUAUUCUCGUAAAGUAGAGGGAUGAUUAUUAUUAUUAUUAUUAUUAUUAUUAUUAUUAUUAUUAAUAUUAUUAUUAUUAUUAUUAUAGAUUAUAAUUUGUUAUGUUUAAGAGGCAAUUUCUUUUUUUUUUUUUUUUUUUUUUUAGUUACAUAAUAAAAUACACGAUGUUUCUGUUUAAAACCGAUUACACGUCAUGCAGAAAUUAAUAAACAUACAUUGUUUCAAUCA
Messenger RNA from Apis florea (little honeybee), 1782 nucleotides. RefSeq names its product enhancer of split mbeta protein. NCBI's taxonomy places the organism in Eukaryota, Metazoa, Arthropoda, Insecta, Hymenoptera, Apidae. The record is from RefSeq and is a predicted model, not a curated record. Gene Ontology annotation, biological process: regulation of DNA-templated transcription. Gene Ontology annotation, molecular function: protein dimerization activity; DNA binding.